Messenger RNA from Lactuca virosa, 2855 nucleotides. The record is from the annotation of a GenBank genome assembly. NCBI's taxonomy places the organism in Eukaryota, Viridiplantae, Streptophyta, Magnoliopsida, Asterales, Asteraceae.
AGAUACUAUUCAAAUGUCAGCUUUUUCUGGAAGAUACAUAAUAUGGAGAUCAACUUUCUAAAAGAUCAAAUUGUCAAAGAGAUUGAGUGUGUAACAGAAAAUGUAUCACUGAAGAACUCCCUGAGACGAUUCUAUUUCAUUUCAAGAUUUCAUUAGAUCAAUCUGUUCAUUUCCAACUAAUUUGGCUACGACUUGUUGAUCAUCAGAGGAUGUAAGAUCGAAAAUUUCGUAUAACUUACGCCAAUUCGUUCUAUUAAAUACAGAGAAAGAAAAAGAGAUGGAUCAUAAUGUUGAUAUAGAAUACGAAGGAGGUGGAAAGAUGUCGAGAAACGGAUCGGCUUCUGAUGAAAGAGGGAUGAACAGACAACCGCUUCUUUCGAAGAACAGGGUGAAUACGUCAUCGCAGAUUGCCAUUGUUGGUUCAAACAUUUGUCCAAUCGAAUCUCUAGAUUACGAGAUUCUUGAAAACGAUCUUUUUAAGCAGGAUUGGAGGUCAAGGAAGAAGGUGGAGAUAUUUCAGUAUGUUGUUCUAAAAUGGACACUUGCACUUCUUAUAGGAGUGCUUACAGGGCUUGUUGCCUUUUUCAAUAACCUUGGAGUAGAAAACAUUGCUGGUUUCAAGUUUCUUCUCACUAGCAAGUUUAUGCUCCAACAUAGAUAUUAUGAGGCAUUUGCUGUAUUUGCUGGAAUUAAUCUAUUUCUUGCUGUUCUUGCUGGACUUCUAUGUGCUUAUAUUGCCCCUGCAGCAGCAGGGUCUGGUAUACCUGAAGUUAAAGCUUAUCUUAAUGGAAUAGAUUCUCAUUCUAUUUUGGCUCCAAGUACACUCUUCGUAAAGAUAUUUGGAUCCAUACUUGGUGUUGCUGCUGGAUUUGUUGUGGGGAAAGAAGGACCUAUGGUACACACGGGUGCUUGCAUAGCCAACUUACUUGGACAAGGAGGCUCUCGCAAAUACCAUCUCACGUGGAAAUGGCUUAGAUACUUUAAAAAUGAUCGUGACCGUAGGGAUUUAAUCACCUGUGGCUCAGCCGCAGGUGUAGCCGCCGCUUUCCGGGCCCCAGUUGGUGGGGUCCUCUUUGCCCUUGAAGAAGCAGCCUCAUGGUGGCGGAGUGCUCUUUUAUGGAGAACAUUUUUUACAACCGCUGUAGUGGCUGUGGUGUUGAGAUCUCUUAUUGGAUUUUGUAGAAGUGGAAAGUGUGGACUAUUUGGGGAAGGUGGUCUCAUCAUGUUUGAUAUCAAUGGUACAAUACCGGAUUACAACAUGGUGGAUCUUGUAGCUGUUAUACUAAUUGGAGUUAUCGGAGGAAUCUUGGGAAGUUUAUAUAAUUAUUUUGUUGACAAGGUCGUGCGUACUUAUAGCUACAUCAAUGGGAAAGGUCCUAUGAUUAGGGUGUUUUUGGUGGGUUUGAUUUCACUUUUAACCUCUUGUUGUGCUUAUGGCCUUCCAUGGUUCACAAACUGUGUCCCAUGCCCGGUUGGGUUAAGUGUCGAAUGCCCUACAGUCGGUCGCUCCGGUAGCUACAAAUUCUUUCAAUGUCAACCCGGUCACUACAACGAUCUUGCUUCCCUUCUACUCAACACAAACGAUGACGCCAUCCGCAGUCUAUUCGGUUCCACCAACGCAAACGAAUUCCGUAUCUCUACGCUCGCAAUAUUUUUCCUCGCCAUGUACAUCCUCGGAAUCAUAACCUACGGAAUCGCGAUUCCCUCCGGUCUCUUCAUUCCGGUCAUCCUCGCCGGAUCAUCCUACGGCCGCCUCGUCGGAACCCUACUCGUUUCCAUCUCAAAUCUCGACGUCGGCCUCUUCGCCCUCCUCGGUGCCGCCUCGUUCCUUGGCGGCACUAUGCGAAUGACCGUAUCCCUAUGCGUUAUACUGCUCGAACUCACAAACAAUCUCUUAAUGCUACCAUUAAUGAUGCUCGUUCUUCUCAUUUCAAAAUCGGUUGCGGAUAAUUUCAAUAAAGGCGUUUACGACCAAAUCGUAAGAAUGAAAGGGUUACCGUUUCUUGAAGCGCAUGCGGAACCGUAUAUGCGACAUUUGGUUGCGGGUGAUGUUGUUUCCGGACCUUUGAUUACGUUUGCCGGUGUUGAAAAAGUUAGUAAUAUUGUACAUUCGCUAAGGUUGACGUCACAUAAUGGUUUUCCGGUGAUUGAUGAGCCGCCUUUCUUGGAAGCUCCGGAAUUGUGUGGGGUUGUUUUGAGGUCUCAUUUGAUUGUUUUGCUCAAGGGAAAGAUGUUCACGAAACAAAGACGUUUGACCGGAACCGAAACGUUACAAAGAUACCAUGCGUUUGAUUUUGCAAAAGCGGGGUUAGGAAAAGGGCCUAAGAUGGAAGAUUUGGAUAUUACACCGGAAGAGAUGGAGAUGUAUGUUGACCUUCAUCCGAUUACCAAUACGUCACCGUAUACUGUCGUGGAAACAAUGUCUUUGGCAAAAGCUGCGGUUGCUUUUAGGGAACUCGGACUUAGGCACUUGUGUGUAGUGCCAAAGACUCCUGGGAGGCCACCAGUUGUUGGUAUCUUGACACGUCAUGAUUUCAUGCCACAACACAUUUUGGGACUCUACCCGGGGAUUGACAAGCGGCAUUGACGUACAGAAAUAGAGAUAGAGAAGACAAUAAUACAGCAUGACCAGUUAUACAGAUAUCGCAAGGUAAAAUGAUAUCAUUUUAGUGAGCGAGGAACGAUGAAUGACAGUGAUUUAGGUUAUGCAUAGUAUUUAUUUGUUAUCUAAUUGGAUUGAUGGGUAUAUUUUGAUUGUGAAAGUGCAAUCAACAUACAUGGGUUUGUUUUUCUGUUUAGUUUCAAAUGUUUUUGAGGUAAAAGUGUAAAAGUUAAUAAUAGAAAAUGGAAAGAAU